GUGUGACAAUAUGCAUGCGUAUAUCCCAGUUAAAUCGCGGAAAUGCUGUCGAAUUUUCAAUGUUUUAUAUUGAUUGGCGGAAGGAUACACUUGCUGUAGCCUUUUCUCUGAAAUACACGCCAGUACGUCUGCGCCAUGAGUUGAGAGGUUAUACAUGUGUCUGAAAAGAGUGAAGAUUUUAUUUUUGGUGAAGGGUAUGUUUGCAGAUAAUGUCCUCAGCUCAUUCCAAAACAAAAGCGGAUUACAGUUUGGCUAACUACGCGAACCAGGAGACUCAGCCGUCACCUCUCGCACUGCUUGCUGCUACUUGCAGUAAGAUUGGUAAUACUGCCAGUAAAGAGACGCAUCUUGUACAGGAGCAGAAGCAGCAACACGGUGCAUCAACGCCAGAAGUUGUGUUGACACUGGACGUGCCGCCGCAAUUACAGCAACAACUAGCUACACAAGGACAACAACAGCAACUGCGCCUACUGAACUCUUUGCAGCAGUUGCAUACAACUCAGCCGCAACAAACUGACAACAAUACAGCGACAACCGUGGCGGGCCUCCAGCAGCAGAUAGUGAGAGAGACUAUUAGCAGAGAAGCGUUGUCCAUCUCAAGUCCCUCCGUGCAAGUACAACAACAGCAGCAGUCCCAGCAACAACAGCAGCAACCACAAGUUAUAACACUUUCUCAGCUACAAAACUUUCUUCCCUUGCAACAGGCAGGGCAUCACGUGACCCAUGUUCAGCCAUCGGAUAACAAUGCCCACAGUCAACAACAAACAACGCAACAGGCUUCUCCAUCUGUCAAGGGCUAUGUCACCACUUCCACUGCUGCACCCACUGUUGUCUCAGUGCAGGGUGUCCCCGGACAGUUUUUACAGCAGGGUGCCCAGCUAGUGACAGCUGCAGGGCAGAACCUGGCAUACAAUGUGGUUCAGCCCAUGCAGACAGUUACAGUGGAUGGACAGGAGGCUUUGUUUAUUCCUGCGAUGUCCGCAGGUCAGCAUCAGGCUUUACAGAUUGCUGGUGGGCAGACGUUAAUUACACCUACAGGGCAGAUUAUUAGGGCACCUGGAGUUUUUCCCACAAGCAUACUGCAGAACGUAGCGGGCCAGACAGUACAGAUGACAAAUGGCCAAAAUGUGUCAGUCAGGCCAGCAAGCAUGCCACAAGUGGUCCAGUUUCCUAUGCAGCAAACCAUCCCAGUGCAAGUGCCCAUUUCAACUGCAAAUGGACAGACUGUACUGCAGACCAUUCAUUUUCCUGUUCAAGCAAUUGCAACAGCAAUUCCAAAUAUAGUACAGACUUCGGGCAAUCAGAUGCAAAUGUUACAGCAGCUUGGUCAGGUGCCGACACAGCAAGUGGCCCAAAUCAUCACUCCAUCUGGCCAGAUCCAGCAGGUGCAGCUGACUUCAGCGGUGCAGCUGAGUGGCUUAGUACAAGCUCAAGCUCAGGCUCAAGCACAGGCUCAUGCGCAGGCCCAAGCACAAGCCCAUGCCCAGGCCCAAGCUCAGGCGCAGGCUCAAGCUCAAGCUCAGGCGCAGGCUCAAGCUCAAGCUCAGGCGCAGGCUCAAGCCCAGGCACAGGCUCAAGCCCAGGCACAGGCUCAAGCUCAGGCCCAAGCUCAAGCUCAGGCGCAGGCCCAAGCCCAAGCCCAGGCACAGGCCCAGGCUCAAGCUCAAGCCCAGGCGCAGGCCCAAGCUCAGGCCCAGGCGCAAGCACAAGCCCAGGCGCAAGCCCAGGCGCAAGCCCAAGCCCAGGCUCAUGCCCAGGCACAAGCCCAGGCCCAAGCACAGGCGCAGGCACAAGCUCAUGCACAGCAGGUGCAAGCCCACCUACAAGCCCAGGCUCAGCAGAGUGUGAUACCUGCAGGAACCAUCAGCUCGGGCACUUUAACACCCAGUUCCUGGAGUCCAGCUAGUGCUUCAACACCUGGAGUUAGUGUACAGACAGUACCAUCACCAACGCUGGUAAGUGGAGGGGAGCAGUGUAGUGCUGCUGUGCAUUCUGCCCAGCAACAACCACUCUCCCAGCAGCAGCAGCAGCAGCAGCAGCAACAACAGCACCACCAACAGCAGCAGCAACAGUCUCCUCAGCAGCAGCAAUCUCAGCAGCAGUCAGCAGUGUCUCAGCAGCAGCUACAGCAAUCUCAACAACAGCAGCAGCAACAGCAACAACUUCCGCAGCAAGCAGCUCAGUCACUUUUGCUUGGUCAGGGGCAGCCUAUCACUUUGACUGGUGCACAAGGCCAACAACUGACUGUCAUACCUGCAUCCAGCCUUGCAGGACUGCGAGCAUCUGCGGGAGGUGGUAUUAUACAGGUUCCUAACUUGCAGGCAAUACCAGUGCAAAACAUUCCUGGUCUAGGCAAUGUGCAGCUGAUCCCAGCCAGUGCUCUGUCAGUCAAUGCACAGGGCCAGUUGGGAGUCCCAACAGCUCAACAAGCAACAGGGACGAGCCUAGCUGCCACUCCUGCUCAGGUAGUGGCAGCUCAGAGUGGUGGCCAGCACAGUUCGCAGCAGACUGACACUGUGGAGGGGGUUGGCCUGGGCACAAAGUGGCAUGUUAUCCCUCACCAGCACGUCGGACAGGCACAGGUUGUUGUCACAGCACCUCAUCCUGUUACAGUCACAUCAGCUCCAGCUGAGGAUACACCAGAACCACAGCAAAAGAUACGACUGCGGAGAAUAGCCUGCACUUGCCCAAACUGCUGUGAUGGUGGAGAAAGAAAUGCAGAACGUAAGAAGCAACAUAUCUGCCAUAUACCAGGGUGCAAUAAAGUGUAUGGGAAAACGUCACACCUUAGAGCACAUUUAAGGUGGCAUACUGGAGAGCGACCUUUCAUAUGUAACUGGGUAUUCUGUGGGAAGAGAUUUACACGCUCAGAUGAGCUCCAGAGGCACAGACGAACACAUACAGGAGAAAAAAGGUUCCAGUGCCCAGAAUGCAAUAAGAAGUUCAUGAGGAGUGACCAUUUAACCAAACACAUCAAAACUCACACUAAAAGAUCUGGGGAUUAUGACGAUACAGAUAUGAGUGAAAAAGAAGUCUGGGUGUCUGAUGUUGAUCAAAAUGGAAUAUUUUCGCUGAAACAGAUACAGUUUUCUCAGGAAGCUGCAACAUCAACACAGUCAGUCUCAUCUGAUGGCAGUUCAUCAAAUGAUGAAAAGAUGAUGAUCACUCUACAGACAGAAGCUGAUCAUUCUGAUCUUGCAAUUAAUGAGGCUAUGGACUCUUCGAUGUCAAAUUAAAAUGGUUAACUCAAGAGCCUUUCAGGAUUUUUAUAAGUACAUGAGACUUGAAGUGUAAAUAUGUAUUUUAUUUUGACUGUUAAUGUGAACUGAGAGAUUCCAGUGAUUGUGCAUAUGUAAAGACAGAGCUUAAUGAUUAAAUCACUGCCUUAGAUUUAUUGUGUAACCACUCGGUGGUGAUACCAAGAAGUGCCUCAAAAAUUGUAUAAUGUGUGUUUUUUUGUGUGUGUGUGUGUGUGUGUGUGUGUGUGUGUGUGUGUGUGUGUGUGUGUGUGUGUGUGUGUGCGUGUGCGUGUGCGUGUGCGUGUGCGUGUGUGCGUGCGUGCGUGCAUUCUUGCCUGCGAGCAAGUAUGUUAAGUUGGAGAUUGUUUGUAAAUAAAUACUGAAAGUAAUUUUACUUUCCUACAUUGUAUACAUUGUUUUGAAUAAUAUUGUUUUAAAAUCAAAACUGAGUUUUGAAAUUGUGUAUGUGUUGCACAGUAUAAUUGUAAAUCAUAGUUAGGUAGAUGAGGUAUUGUCAUAAUAUCUUUAUAUAAGUUGUGGCUGCUGUUUUAACUCUAGUUUCCAGAAAGAGAGAGAAAUUUUCACAGUUAUUUAGUUGUAUAAAAUUGUUUCAAAAUGAAAUUUUAAAUAUUUAUGUGUGUGUAUGAAUGCGUGAAGACAUUCACAAAACACUGUGAGUUACAUGUGAGAGAGAAUGGUUUUCCCCCUUAUUGGGGCCAAGGAAUGACAGUUCUCUAAUAAAAGUAAUUUCAGGGUAUUUUUUUAAUUGUGGGAAUUGCCCAACAUCUGCAACAGAUAUUAUAAGUUAUCCAUUGCAAAGUUAGCAGACGUUUAUAAGCAUUAGACUCAAACUUUUUUUAAUGAAAACAAAGUGUGAAUAUCUCAUUGUAAUGAAUUAAUUAAUUAUGAACCAACUUAAUGACUGAAAAUUUAACCCUUAUUCAGCUGUAAUUCACAGAGUUGAAACUAGGUUGAGGAAUUAUCACAAGGAAGGCUUAGUUGAGUAAUUUGGUGAAGAUAACUAAAAGAAACAGCAAAAUUCCUUGUUUUUUAUUUGCUUUAUUUACUGCAGUUGAGAUGCUAAGACAGGAGAGAUCACUGACAUUGCCAUUCAGUACAUCUUUAUUGCAUAUAAAGUAUGUAAUGAGAGUCAGUGUAACAGAUUGAUAUUAUUCAUUUAAGUGCUAAUCCACUUCUUGAUGAUCUCAAGUGUACUCUUAUUUUGGACAUUUGUUAAGUCAUAUUCAUUCAGCCAAAGACAGGAAGUAAUACUGUUAAAUGUGUGAUGGAGCUUUUCGCAGAAAUAUGAACCUUGAUGGAAUUGUUUACUUGGAAACACGGUACAUGAUAUUUGGGCUGGCAUAGAAGGAGAAAAAUUUGUUAAUGCCUGCAACACUAAUGUAACUAACUAAUUUAUUCUUUCUUAUUCAUAUCAUUAACUAAUUGUAUGUGACAUUUUGAUUUUUUCCCCAGUAUUUAUGUAUGAUCUCAUUUCUGUCAGCAGUAGGUGGUAUAACAGUAAUAUUUCAGGGUCUAAAUGUUAGCUGCAAAAGUCAACCUUUUCUUUUUUAACAAAAUUUGAUAUUUAAGACACAAAUUUUACUAACAAAGCUAGCCAUGUUCUGUUUUGUGAAGUACCACUAUUAAGCAAAUGACAGCACUUUGUAUUCUUAAAUAUAUCUCGAGCAAUCAAUUACUACAAUUUUUCUUAGUUGGUAGUUACUCCAUUAAUUUAUGUAUCAUUAACAUCAACAACUUUCUGCACAUCAUGUUCUUUUAACUUUUUCUCACCUUUAAAUACUUCUGAAGAUUAAAUUUACUCAUCAAAUGUAUUGUGUAAAAUGUUACACAUAAAAUUGGUUUUUCCUUCCAAACCUUUGUUUGCUAUAGAGUAAUUUGUGCAGCAUGAUUGUUUGACUUUCAGCUUUCAUUAUUCAUAUUACACAAGGUUUUACCUCAUUCCAGAUGUAGUAAACUGUCACAAAACUUGAAUAUACAGGAACAGAAAAAUUCCCCCUCCCCUUUUUUUGUUUUUUUCUGUUGAUAUAUAACAAGUGUAAAUGUUUCUUAUUGCUUGUGAAGUAUUUGCAAUGUAACUUUCAUCUACUCAGGUUUGAUUUAGGCCAUCUGUGAACCACUUUGGCAGUUUUUGUAUUAAUCUUCAUCACUCUUGUUUUUGUGUUGUGCCAGUGUUUAUUUACCCUCUUUUCCUUUGCUUAAAGAAGCUGAAAAUUCUUUUUGUCAGUCUGUUGUAUCUGUUCAUAGAUGUGUACAUAAAAAUGUGGGAGGUAAGGUGAUGUACCACAUGAUGCACCAGCAAAUGUCAUAUGUCAGUCUGUCUGUAGAAUGCACUUUAUAACAGUCUUAUCAGUGAGUUUUGUUACUUUUGCUAUGAUUUGGUGCUCUUCAGCUCUUGAUUUUGCUGUUCCCAAGUCGCUGUCAAUGACAGACAUUAGGCCAUGUAUGUCAGACAGUCUAUCCUAGACCAUUUCUCCCUUCCAAUCUGAAUGCUUUCACAAGAGACUCCUUUUGGCACGACAUAUUACAGGACUCUGAUGUCACUCCCGUGACUUUCGCCUGUUAUUUGGUGUUGGUAAGUCUUCGCUUGAGAUUUCUUGUUUUGCUAUCCAUUCCAAAUGUUUUAAGACCCCAAACUAUGUAUUGAAUCUGCAGGCUUUCUUUAAAGUUGAUAAAAAUUACAGUAAGCUUGCUUCUUCUAAGCAUCUUCUACCUUUGAAUUCUUUAUGCUGAAGAUCUAUUCAGCACAUGAUCUAACUUUCAAAACCUUGCUAGGUAUUUGCCCUAGUCCCUCUUCUAUUCUGGUUUGAACCGCACUGGAUAUUAUUUUAUAUGGGAGUGAAUGGAAUAUUGUUCUUAUUCCCCUUUUGUGCGGCAGAUCACGAGCACUGUUAAGCAGUCUUCAGGGAUUAUUUUUAUUUCCCACUUUACUGUGGAACUUUUCUGAUUUUAUGAAAGUUUCCUCUUUUCAAAAUGCUUUGUGUUCUACGUAAGUAUUUUAUGUUUGAAUUGUUGGGUAAUUUGAGCUAUUAUACCAGUCAAGGCACACAAAUUAUAUAAAAUUUCAUUUUAUCUAGUUAUUUUGUGGAGACUUUCAUUGUUGUUCCCAUAAUAGACUUGAAAUUGAGGACAUAACUUUCUGAAAAUUUGAUUCUUUGUCAAACAAUAUCAUUAUACAUCACUGAAAACCCACCAGAAAAACAGAAUCUGAAGGUGCACAGUCCUACUUAUGUUUCACAAUGACUUAACAUUGCAUGUGAUAAAUUAUUUUCUUCCCUAUUAAGAUCCUUCAGUUGGUGAACUUUUGCUUUUACUUAUCUAUGCUGUCUCUCCUGGUUUAAAGGCAAUUCAUACAAUCUAAAGAAUUUUAAAAUGUUUUCUUAAGAAUUUCUAUUCUUGCCAAAGACUGCUAUAGCUUAUCCCAGAAAUAAUGUGGAAGUUUGGCUAAUGGUUUGUCACCAUGCAUGGAAUGCAGUGGAUAGAAGGUAGUCAAAUCUGUGCCACUAGGUUUGUCAAUGUAUUUGCACCAAUUUAUGAUGCAAUCUUCAGAAUUUUUUUUUUUUAAAUUGACAUAAUCCAUCAUUUAGUGUAAUUUGAAUUGCGAAAACAUUGUGGCUCUUUAAUGUUGUCCCUGUUACAAGCAUCGUUAAAAUUUGCCAUUUUAUAUGCAUUACACUUAAUGUGCUGAAUGUGCCCAGUAGAUUUGUUACAUGCAAUGGCAAAUUAGACUUAUAUUGUUCCUGAAUAAUUUUAUAAUGUUUAUGCAAUGAUUGUUUCAGUGCACUUGUGUAUUGUAUGAAUAGUUUAAUACAUGUGAGACUUUACCAAGCAGUCACAGUCAAAGAGACUGAGCAGUAUCUUAUUUUAAUUGUGUUGUGUAUUAGAAAGUACUUUACUGUAUUUGUCAGUACAAAGAAAAAUUACUUUAUCUAAGUUGUGGAAAAGGCUUAUGAGAAAUUUAAAGUUUAUCUGUCUUAUGAGAAUUUUAUUGGUGUCUUUCUGUACUGAGAUAUAUACUGUUCAUAGUCUAAUUGCUGAAAUAUUCUAUAAUUUCCAGAUUAUAGCAGUUCACAAAACUGUAGGUGUCAGGUUUUGUAAGUCAUAAAAAAUAUAUCUAAAUACCUGUUAAAUGAUGAAAAUAAAUUAUUUUUGUACUUAAAUGUAUUUAUAAAAUAUUAACUCUUGAACAUAGGCAGAUAAAGCUUUUUGAACAUAAAUA
Messenger RNA from Schistocerca piceifrons (Central American locust), 7476 nucleotides. RefSeq names its product transcription factor Sp4-like. Gene Ontology annotation, molecular function: DNA-binding transcription factor activity, RNA polymerase II-specific; RNA polymerase II cis-regulatory region sequence-specific DNA binding. The transcript is spliced from 12 exons. The coding region runs from base 210 to 3236 and encodes 1008 amino acids. The record is from RefSeq and is a predicted model, not a curated record. NCBI's taxonomy places the organism in Eukaryota, Metazoa, Arthropoda, Insecta, Orthoptera, Acrididae. Gene Ontology annotation, biological process: regulation of transcription by RNA polymerase II.